CAUAUAUAUAUUCCCACUGGCCAGGAAAGAACAAAGCCGCGGGCCAUUGUCACAGCCACACGUCUCUAUCGUUCGCAAUUCAGGGCCUCUCCGGUUCCCAUAUAUAACGUAUACUACAACUGUGUGUAUAUCUGUACGGAAUCGGCGAUGGCGGCCGAGGAGGAAAGCAGAGUGGUGGACGCGAAGGCCGCGGCGAGGUUGGUGAAGGGGCUGAGGGAGGCCUUUGGUGCGGGCAAGACUCGGAGCUACGAGUGGAGAGUGUCGCAGCUGAAGAGCAUCCUGAAGAUGAUGGAGGAUCGCGAGCAGGACAUCGCCGAGGCGCUUCGCUCCGACCUCGCCAAGCCCGAGCUCGAGUCCGUCGUCUACGAGGUAGCUAUGUUAAAGAACACAUGCACAAUGGUUAUUAAGAAACUGAAACAUUGGAUGAUGCCAGAAAAGGUUAAAACUUCAAUGACCUCUUUUCCUUCGUCAGCUGAAAUAGUGCCAGAGCCUUUAGGUGUCGUGUUGGUCAUUUCACCAUGGAAUUAUCCUUUCUUGUUGUCACUUGACCCAGUUGUUGGAGCUAUUGCGGCUGGUAAUGCAGUUGUUCUGAAACCAUCAGAAAUUGCUCCAGCCACAUCUGCUUUGCUUGCUAAAUUAAUCAGGGAAUAUAUGGAUAACUCUUUGAUAAGGGUUGUUGAGGGGGCUGUUGCCGAAACAUCUGCACUACUGGAGCAAAAGUGGGACAAAAUAUGUUAUACAGGCAAUGGAAGAGUUGGACGGAUUGUGAUGGCAGCCGCUGCAAAGCACCUGACACCAGUUCUUCUGGAGCUUGGAGGAAAAUCUCCAGUUGUUGUUGAUUCAGGCAUCAAUUUACAAGUUGCAACUAGAAGGAUAAUUGCGGGUAAGUGGGCAUGUAAUAAUGGACAAACCUGUGUUGCUGCGGAUUACAUUAUUACAACAAAAGAUUAUGCUCCGAAGUUGUUGGAUUCUCUGAAACAUGAACUGGAGAAAUUUUAUGGGAAGAAUCCACUGGAGUCAAAAGACUUAUCCCGUAUUGUGAACGCAAAUCAUUUUGCUCGCUUGACCAAGCUCUUGGAUGAGGAUAAGGUUUCUGGCAAGAUUGUCCAUGGAGGUGAAAGGGACAAACCAAACUUGAAGAUUGCUCCCACCAUCUUGCUGGAUGUCCCACGAGACUCUACGAUCAUGAAUGAGGAGAUCUUUGGUCCCUUGCUUCCCAUUAUCACGGUUGAAAAAGUGGAAGACAGUGUUGACAUCAUAAAUUCGGGAACAAAACCCCUUGCUGCAUAUUUAUUUACCAACAACAAGAAGCUCAAGGAGCAUUUUGUGAUGGCUGUCUCUGCGGGGGGCAUGGUCGUCAAUGACACCGUUAUACAUCUUGCGGUUGACAAUUUACCAUUUGGAGGAGUUCAGGAGAGUGGAAUGGGUGCGUAUCAUGGAAAAUUCUCUUUUGAUGCUUUUAGCCAUAAGAAGGCAGUUCUGUAUCGAGGUUUUGGGGGCGAUGUACCUGUGAGGUACCCACCAUACACAAAGGGGAAGCUAAGACUGAUGAAGGCUCUGAUAAGUGGUAGUAUACUUGGUGCAAUCUUUGCUCUGAUUGGAUGGUCGAAGGAUUAAAAGAUAAUUGAAUGUGACUGUGCUGGAUAUAAGUUACUUUGUUUCUUUUUUUAUUUUGAAGGUACUUUUUUUUUUUUUUUGUGAGUUAUUUUGAGGGUACUUAAUUUAAUUUAAAUUUGAACAAGAUUGAUGCAUUCUGCAAAUGAAAAUAAGAAAUACUGUGUCAUUCUUUUUA
Molecule: messenger RNA, 1792 nt
Organism: Alnus glutinosa
Lineage: Eukaryota; Viridiplantae; Streptophyta; Magnoliopsida; Fagales; Betulaceae
Product: aldehyde dehydrogenase family 3 member H1
Exons: 10
Coding region: 148-1617 (489 amino acids)
Biological process (GO): aldehyde metabolic process
Cellular component (GO): cytoplasm
Molecular function (GO): aldehyde dehydrogenase (NAD+) activity
Source: RefSeq, a predicted model, not a curated record